This is a messenger RNA of Stegastes partitus (bicolor damselfish), 4527 nucleotides long. It is a transcript of the gene hbs1l, whose product is annotated as HBS1-like translational GTPase. Gene Ontology annotation, molecular function: GTP binding; GTPase activity. NCBI's taxonomy places the organism in Eukaryota, Metazoa, Chordata, Actinopteri, Pomacentridae. The record is from RefSeq and is a predicted model, not a curated record. Bases 127 to 1779 code for a protein of 550 amino acids. The transcript is spliced from 5 exons.
AGCAGCAGCGAUGGCAGCCGGGCGGUGAGACACAUGUAGCCGCAGCAGCAGCAGCAGCAGCAGCAGCAGCAGCCUGGGAGCCCAAACACACUGACCCCCGGGGUCAACCGAGGACACUUAAGCAACAUGUCUCGCCACAGAAAUGUUCGUGGUUACAACUACGACGAAGACUUCGACGAUGACGACAUGUACGGACAGUCUGUGGAGGACGACUACUGCUGCAUAUCACCAGCAACAGCAAAUCAGUUCAUCUACUCGCGUCAGGACAGACAAGCGCCGAAGGGGGAACCGUUAGAGGAGGAAGAAUAUGAGGAGGAGGACGUUCCGAUGUCUCCCACCGUCAACCACGACCUGGACCCUCUCGAUCAAGCCAAGCUGUACUCCUGUCUGGACCACAUGCGGGCCGUGCUGGGAGACGCGGUGCCCGACUCGGUUCUGACCCAGGCGGCCAUCAGAUGUGGCUUCGACCCGCAGAGGGCCCUGGACGCGGUUCUGUCCGAAGACGCCAAAACGGCUCCGGUGACCAAAACCGCGACUGAGGAGAAAACGCCAGCGGCGAAGGAGAAAGCGCCGCUUCCACAGAGAACCAAGCCGGAGGUGGCGGCUGAGAAAGGAGCCUUCUUGUCUGCUUCUCUCACAGGCGUCACAGCACAGAAAGCUCAGACUGAAACACAACCAAACUUACGCGACCUUUUAUCUCCGCAUAAUUCAGUUAGCGGUAAAAGUCUAAACUUUAAUCCUAAAAGUGUGAGUCCGGUUAUCGGCGCCGGCACCAGUCUGGCCCAGCUGAUGUCUGAGCAUGAACAGAAGAGCGGAGGAGCCGCCGGUUCUCCUCCGGCGCUGAUGUGUAACCUGUCGCUGGGAACGCUGGCGUCUCUCACCAUGUCUCAGACCCCGGCUCCCUCCAAGCUUUCCGUUUCGCUCUGUAAUCUGUCGCUAAACGGCCCCAACGUCCCCGCUGUGACCCCUCCCCCCGGGUUCGGUCUCGGUUCUGUCCGGCAGAACUCUCAGCCCUCAGCCGACCCAAAGGGAAGCCCGUCGCUGGCCGAUUUAAUCCAGGAGCACUCGACCCGCGGUGGCUCCCAGCUCAGCCUGAGCAGCAGCGUGUCGCCGGUCCCGAGUCUGUCGCUGUCUGAACUGGCCUCUCAGCACCAGAACAGGCGGAACCAGGCGUCCCCGGGCCCGGGCGGGACUCGGCUCGCCCUGCAGCACCAACCCCCUGCACCCAAACAGCCACCUGGCCUCUCCGAGCUGCUCUCUUUGUCUAGUUUGACAUCUGAGCAGAAAAGUGAAACCUCAGCCACCUCAUCUGGGUCGCAGCUCUGCCUCAGCUCGCUGCUCUCACCAGCAAAACCAGAGAGGAGGGCGGACGCGCUGGCAGGGCGCCCCGCCGAGGGCGGAGCCGGGCCCGGCCGCAAACCAAACCACAGAGCCUCCAAACUGGGUCACGGCAUCGACCUGAGCACGCUCAUGGCCUGUCAGCCGGACGCCGACCUCCCCUCGCCCUCCUCUCUGACACCCGUCCGGCUGGAUUCUUCUGUUUUCGCUCAGCCUUCGGUAUUUGCGAUUUGUUUGUCGAUUCAAAGCCGCAGGCGACUGAAGAGGAUGAAGGGAAGGGGGAAAGUUCGGAGGACGGGUUACCGGGACUUCGUCUGCGAGUCUCCAGACGGAACCGAGGAGCAGCUCGACUCGCUUUCGCCAAUCGUACCUUUUCUCUUCGACACGCCGUCGCCAGACGACAUCGUUCGAGCCAAACAGCGGAAAGCUUUCACGAGGUAGAUGGAGGGACGGUUCUGAUUCCUGGAUUCCUCUGAGCGGCAGCAUCUUUUUGAAACGGCGUCUGCAGCUCCUGUUUUCAGAACAACAUGCAGCAGACAUUGCUGUGAUUUUAGUGCACAUUUUUUUUUGCGUUUUCUUUUUCGACUGAGACAUAAAUACAAUGAUGUGAUUUCUGCUGCAGUCUGAACACUCUGGGUUUAUGUCUGGAGGGUUUUUAGGACUGGACGUCUCUGCAGCACCACAGAGCUCCAUUUUUAACAGAUUGUUUUGGUGCAUUUUGAAUUUAUGAAAAGACUGCAGCUCCUGGAUGUUGAGACAUUUCAGUUCACUUCUUUUUUCAUUUAACCAAUCGCGUCUAUCGUACAUUAUGUGGUUCUCAGAAACAGUGGAGGCGCUUCUUUAGGGUGAUGAAGCUGAGCGAUCCGGCCCAAAGAUCGUGUGAUGAUGCUUUGGGGUAGAAUUUAAAUCCUCAGACUUGAUUAAACACCUGGGAUCGAGGAUGCAGAACCUGUCACUUAGACUCAGCUCUCUCCAUCCUGGGUUCGUUCUGGUUUUUAUGGUGAAAGUUCUGACCCAAAGUGGUGACUCGUGUCUCUGCUGCUGUUGUCGUGACUCAGUGUCGUUCGGCUGCCUCUCCGGUGAAUCUCUCGUCCUGCACGAGAACUAGAUCUCCACCGUCUCCAGAAACCUCCACCAGCACCAGCACGUGUUAAACCUCCGUCUGAACCAGGCCUGUAGGUCACUGCUGAGGCUGGAGCCGGAGUGGAGCUCCGGUUUGCAGCCAAGAGCAGAAUAGAGAAGUCUGGUGGCGUCGGAGUUCGUCUGCAGGCCGACUGAAUCACCGGAGACCGAAUGACGUCUGGAAACGGCAUCACGGCGACCUGCAGGGGAAAGAAGAGACGAGCAGGAGAGGGCGACCGGCCGAAACUGAUAAAAAAAUAAAAAUCUUAGUCUCAAAAUUUGGAUAAACACAAACUCUAAUGCAAAACUUUGUUGGAAAAUGUACGCUCACUUUUUAAUCUAAAGAGACGAUUAUCCUUGGCUGCUGAUUGGCUGUUGGCCGUAACGGGUAACCAAUCGGAUGGAGCUGUCAGUGAAUUCAUAUAUUUUAUCAGGAAUCGGUUAAAAACAUACAGAUAAUUUGGAAAAAUGCUGAAUAUUGAAUCUGAUUGUGCACCGCUAGCAGCAUUGUCAGGUUAAAUCCUCACAUGUAGCUCGUUAAGUGACGGGUUCUGCGGUUAAAUCAUUAAACCGUCGGACCGCUCCGUCCUGGAUGAAGCGCCUCCAACACUUCUGCCGGAGAAAAACACUACGUGGUCAUUCCUUCUCACAUCACCAAACGCCUGCUCGGCCACCUUUACAGCAUGAAAUACGGAUCUUGUUAAAGACUUUAUAUAUCAAGUACUGUUCUCUAAUCUAUGAAGAUUUCCUGUUGAUCCAUUUUCAGCAGGUUUUUUCGUGCAUUUAAAUUUGAGUCUGUUUGAACGACGACGUCUCUGCAGCUAUUAGAGAUAAAAGCAGGUCUGAAAGUAAAACCUAGACAUUGUUAAAAACACGAUUUUCACAUUUUGAAGCUCCAGAACAGCUUGUCUAAUCUGAAAGUUCAACAUAAACAACUUCCUCUUCAUUUCUGUGACCAAGUGGUUCAUAUUAAAGUUUUCUAAUGUUUAGUUUUGUGUUGUUGAGACCUGCAGCUACGUGUGGCUCAGAAAACAUCACGAGCUGACUUUUGCUUCAUUAGUUUUUUGAGUUAAAAGAUGGAACUUGUGUUGACCGCUUCAGUUUUUUAAAAAUAUAUUUCAACUCACCCAGAAUUCUGAGUCAGCGUCAUGAUGAGGAAUAACAGAGAACAGUUCCUCAGAUAUUCAAACAGACUCAAGAUUCAAAACCUGCUGGAAGAGCGUCGACGGGCGAUUUCCAGAAAGAUAAUCUUGCGAAUUCUUUCACAUAUCAAGCUAAAAUAUCCAGAUUACGACAAAGCUGAGAUGAGUGAGCAGGACGCUGGUGGUUUUAGAGGGAAUAACCGGAUAUCCAGAACCUCUGCGGACCAACAGAACGACGCUCUGAUCACUGCAAUAACACAUGUACAGUGUUACGAAUUCCUUUUUUUUACUCCGACAAGCGGACACGUCUCUAUUUGAGCAACUCAGUCUGGCAGCUUGAACACGACUGCAUCUUUACACGACAGUAUUUUAGGGAGUUUUAAAGACUUUUGUUUCUUCUUCGCUGCCGUCAGCUUCUUCUUUUCUUACUUUUUUUAUUUUUGUACGCUCCGACAGCCGGCGGCUUUUUAAUUUUUCUACGACCGCACAGUAACGUGAUCACAGCAGGGAAAUUUAAAGUCUCUUGUUCUUUUUUUUUCACGUGGCCUCUUUUCUGAGCCGAGGGGAUCGAGGUCGGCGGCGCAGGUGUUCUGCAGCGAUUGGAAUAUGGAUCAGUUAACCAGCGUGCUGGUUUGGUGCUCCGCUUCACGGCGUGAGGUUGACUUUUUUGGUUUGGAGGACACCUGGAGAUUUUCCCAUGAAGGGAACGAGAACACACACAUGCAAACAGACUCUCAGACACACACACACACACACAGACACAUGGAUGCUUUUAACCGACUGAACAGUUUAACUCGAUGUAUGCGCGAUGAAUAAAACUGUACUGAAGCUUUGCAAUACUGCUGGAUUUGAUUUACGCUGGGUGUGUGUUCGCACGCUGCCAGAGGUUCAUUUGUCAAUUUUGAAAUAAAGAAGACUGAAGUUA